Messenger RNA from Porites lobata, 3292 nucleotides. The record is from the annotation of a GenBank genome assembly. NCBI's taxonomy places the organism in Eukaryota, Metazoa, Cnidaria, Anthozoa, Scleractinia, Poritidae.
AUGCCUUGGUCAACAACUCAACGACAAAGACUGGCAUUUGAGAAAUCGCUGCUGGAACAAUAUUUCCGCAACAGAGUAACAUGGAUUGAUCCGACAGGCGACACAAAGGUUGAGGUCCGAGUGACUUGCAGCAACGAUAGACAGCACACUUUACGAGUGUACCUGCCAUCAGACUAUCCAAACUCUGUUCCCGAUAUGAUUGUGAAAACCCCUGGAAUGACCACGGUGAAAAGUCGCAGCGGAGGUGAGAUGAGUGGAGGCAGUACUGACCACAUUAUUGGGACCCGUGACGGCUGCACAAUGAUCUGUCAUUUCAAGCCGGCUUUGUGGAAGGAUGACAACACACUGUAUCAAGUUAUUAUGAAGGGUAUGAUAUGGUUGGAGGCAUACGAGGCCCAUUUACGAACGGGAAGAAAUUUAAAUGCUUAUCUAGCUGAGAUGUGACUGCGCAUCGUGACAGAUAAACGAACAAUUAAGGAUUAGGACAUUCACAUAAGCCAUAAGAUUAAAAUUUCGCAGGAAUCAAAGGCCUAGAUCAAAUCAGUUUUUUUAUGUAUAAGAGAAAAUCAACCAAAUGUUUCAUCAACAAGGCGGCUGAAAACCUUUUGACGUGUAAAUUGAGUGAAAAUUGAUAUGUGUAUAGUAACGGAUGCUGCUUUUUCUUUUUGCCCAAGAAGUGCUUAUUUUUAUCUAGUCAAAAUCAUAUCGCGCAUGAACGAAUCUCUUGGUAAAAGGACGAUAAAGAUAAUUAAAAUUUUUGGUACCUCCGGUGUCGCAAUAAUCAUCAUCGUCAUCAUCAUCGUCGUCGUCAUCAUGAUCAUCAUCAUGAUCAUCAUCAUCAUUUUUUGUGCUCAAUCAGGAGCCAGCAUUGGCUUGAACGUUUGUAAAUGGGCUGGUGAGAGUCGGUUCCCUAGCCGGGGGCUCUUCCGCCCGUGGUUAAAAACUUUCGUCGCACCUUUUCUCCCGACCCAACUGACUGCCCCUGGGUCUCCGGGGAUGGUGCUGCCUUUGUAAAGAAAUCUGCAAACGGUUAGACUUUCUAGUCUUCUCGGAAAAGGACGAUAAACCGUAAGACCCGUCUUACAACCCACGCACAGAGAAACUUUGACAGAACCCGCACACCGCUCGUAAUGAGUAGUCCCCGUUGUGGUGGUCCAUCUCUCCUUGGGGAAUGGACUGUUACGGGUCCGCAGUAAUUGGCGCCACGCGCUGUUGCGGUGACCCUACCGAGAAUAGGCGAGCCUAAGGAAAAAACGAGUAAAAUGAUAAUGAAUAUGCUCCACAUUUUCCCCUCGCACCUGUAGCAAGGCCUCACAUGAAGUUGGAAACGGGAUGAAUGAACAAGUAAACUAUGCACCCUAAAACCAAAGUAAAAGAGGUUUGAAAUAUACGGGUCCAAUGAAACUGGAGAUUUUAUAGAGGUGCGAGGCUACUUCAAAAAUCAUUCUGUCAUUACAUGACAAUCUAACCAGCACGAUAAGCUGGGGUUCCCGGUAACUACAAUAGAUGGCGUAAUUAAUACUGAGCACGAAAGUGGUCUAAGCAAAAUGAUCCAGCCAGGUAAACCGGGUCGCUACCCGGCUCAUGUCAGCUCAGCACCUCAGUGACUAAUUUUGUUAUACAACUGAGUAUGUCUCUUGUUAGUGAUAUAUCAGGGGCGGAUCCAAGAUUUUUCUUAGGAGAGUGUACACCACUAAAGAAUAGCGUAACUGACCAGUGACGUAAAAAAAAAUUUUUAAAGCGAAUACGAAGAAGAAGGCUUUUGUCUAGGCAAUAACAUGAUUUGAACUCCCGAGAAUACAUAUAUCAUACAUGUCUGCAUAUUUCGCAGAAUACCAGUUGUCAGGAGCCCUCUCCGGAGGGGGGGGGGGGGGCACUCCCUGCACCCUUCCCUAGAUCAGCCCCUGUAUUUGAUUAUUGCAGAAUGUUUGUCACAUAAACCUAUAGGUUAGUGCUCUUAGCUCCUAUAAGUCUCCUGUAGCUCAGUGGUAGAGCAUCUGGACUAUCAGCCACAGGAGCCCAUAACCCGGAGCGAGCAACGCCCGUACUAGGCAUUUGUCACGGCGUUUUUACGGACCAGUUUAUUUUUAGACACAUUUUAGGGCACGUUUUCCGCGAAAAAGAAUCUCCACCAUGUCUAUGAGCGCAUUCGAAGUAUAAGAUAUCGUAAAGGAAAACUAAAUGUUAUUAAAAAGCAAAAAAAUAUUAUUUUUAGAUCUGUAAGUUUUGCUGCCUGGUUUGUGGAAUUUAAAAGGUAUUCAAAAUUCGCGCCAAAACCGUUCCAAUAAUAAACUGGUCCAUGAAAACGACGUGACACGAGCGCAUGGAAGUUGCUCGCUUCGGGUUAUGGGCUCCUGUAGCCAGGAGGUCAUAAGUUUGACUUCUUUUUGGGAGUAUUCAGAUUUUUUCUUCCGAGCAGCCCCGCUGAGUCACUGACUGAAUAAGUACCUUUCUCAUGCUUUCGCCUGGCUCAAAAUUUACCUUCUCACUUUUUAUCAUAUUACUUCGAUUUUCUAAGUCGCCUUUUUCUUGUUAUAUAUUGUUGUUUCAAAAAAAGGGAACAUUAAAUGCACCUCCUUUUAUGAAUAAUGAAGGUGGCAAUGCAAGCUUUUUCCUAGAAAGGACAUUAAAGCACAUGCGCAUGAAAAGCGAAAGGAAGUUUUGACUUUUGAGUUGUUUUUUUCAGGAUUCAAAACAUACGUUCAAAAUUCGUCUUUGCCGUAGUGUCGGUAUGUCUUGGUCUGCAACUCAACGACAAAGGCUUGCAUACGAAAAGUCAUUGCUUGAAAAAUACUUUCAAAACAGAUUAACAUGGAUUAAUCCAACUGAGGCAGGGGAGACAAAGGUUGAAGUCCUAGUGACCUGCAGCAACGACAAGCAGUACAUCUUGAGAGUUUACUUGCCGCCAGAUUUUCCUAACUCCGUCCCUCCUAUGAUUGUGAAGACGCCGUCCAUGACUACGCUAAAGAAACGCAACGGGAACGCCUUACACGGAAUCGCUGAUCACACUUACGGAGUGCGGGACGGCUGUACCCAAAUCUGCCAUUUCAAACCAGAUUUGUGGAAAGAUAACAACACGUUAUACCAAGUGGUCAUGAAAGGUUUGAUAUGGCUGGAAGCGUAUCAGGCCCACCUUCGUACAGGACAACCUUUGAAUGUGUAUCUUUCUGAAAUGAGUUCCAGAGGUCAGAGUGUUAACCAGUAUCGCCAUACCAUGGGCAGAAAAGCCUUCGCCGCUUGUGUGUUUUGUGUUCUUGUGGCCUGUUACUACUUGCUCCGCCGUACCACUUAA